Messenger RNA from Danaus plexippus (monarch butterfly), 1362 nucleotides. Its product is annotated as venom allergen 5-like. Gene Ontology annotation, cellular component: extracellular region. Bases 160 to 1098 code for a protein of 312 amino acids. NCBI's taxonomy places the organism in Eukaryota, Metazoa, Arthropoda, Insecta, Lepidoptera, Nymphalidae. The record is from RefSeq and is a predicted model, not a curated record. The transcript is spliced from 5 exons.
ACAACACUAGAUUGCUAAAAUCCGGAGAGCGCGCCGCACGCACUGUGCAGCGGUUACCGGUUAAUUAUAUUUGAAGUUUCGUAAAUAUAAGUGGAAGCUUUUGUUACGAAUCUCAAAAGUAAGAAGUGUUUUAAUUUCAGUUAAGUGUUGUGAAAAAAUAUGAAGAUGAUAUCCCUAGUGUUUGUUUUGGGAGCAUUCCUCGCAGGAACAGAGGGUUGUGGACCUGGAAAGCAGAUGUUACGAUCUGGAGGACUAACUGCAUAUGAGAAGCAAGCUAUCGUAGAUGCACACAACCGUCUAAGGCAGUCCGUAGCUUUGGGUCAAGUGUCAAGUCAGCCUCCAGCAGCCAAUAUGAUGGAAAUGGUAUGGGACGAUGAACUUGCGGCGACAGCACAGCGCUGGUCUGAUCAGUGUACGCCAGCACAUGAUCGUGCAUCUCAACGAGAUGUUGGACGUUUCCCUGUGGGGCAAAAUUUGGCAGCCACUUGGACAACCCGCCCACCAUCUGACCAAUCAGACUCCGAACCAGACUUCAUGAAGCAAAUUGACGCAUGGUUCGAUGAAGUUAAAAUUUACGGUUUCAAACCCAUCAAUGGUGGUCAUGGAACCGGCCAUUAUUCUCAGCUCGUAUGGGGAGAAACAUCACAUGUUGGUUGUGGCUACACUUUCUAUUACGACCCUAGCCGAGGAUACACUAAGCUGUAUGUUUGUAACUACGGGCCCGGUGGAAAUGUGAUCGGAUCAAAUCCUUACGAGAAGGGCAGCCCAUCUUGCAGCGCCCAUGGUCUCGCUGAUUCAAGGAAAUAUUCUGGUCUUUGCUCAACGAGCUAUACUGCCACUUCAAGUUACCAAAACGUGGACAAUAAUAAUGGUUACAUCUCGAAUGUCAUUCCCGACAGCACAGCGGAAGCUCCAGGCUAUAACUUCCAAUUUUUCAAACAAUUCAACAACGAAUAUCAAUAUCAAUAUCAACCACCAAGAAAUUACUACCAAGAAACUUCUACCUUCAGGCCUUUAAUCAGUAUUUUCAAGACUGCUUCAAAUUUGUUUACCAAACCGAAGUCUCAGGGCUUUCGGCUUGGCAAUGUCUUCUUGUAAUUUACAAAAUAGUACUUAAAACUAAUAGCAGUAUUGUAUCACUACUAUAAAAGAGUGACUUGACUGAUUUUUCGAAUCUGUUAUACGCAGCCUUCGGAACAUAGUAGAUACAUUCCUUGGUUUUACAAGGAACAUAAGGUCUAUAGCAGUUUAUUGUACGUAAACAUUGAAGGUUCUAUAGAAUUUAACAAUACGCUGUCGAGAAUAACCUUCUAGUAUUAAUCAAACGUAAAGUAUAUUGUUAUUUAGUGAAUUUUUAUUUAA